Molecule: messenger RNA, 1110 nt
Organism: Polyodon spathula (Mississippi paddlefish)
Lineage: Eukaryota; Metazoa; Chordata; Actinopteri; Acipenseriformes; Polyodontidae
Exons: 3
Coding region: 437-1048 (203 amino acids)
Source: RefSeq, a predicted model, not a curated record
UGUGGACCCGAUGUUGCCCCCGGGUACCAGCAUGUCCAGUGCCUGGCCAGCAGUCUGGUGAGCCUACGUGAGUUGGCCUGUCUGACGGAGGAGAAAGUUCAUCGAGCUGUGGUGUCUCCUCCCCGAAGGAGAUAAGCAGCGCCUCAUCUACCCUGCCCGUCACCAGGACAGGCUGAUUCAGGGGCGAUUUAAGACCACGAAGAGCCCAAUCUCUUUCAGCCCGGGCACGGACAGCCUGAAACGGUGCCUGCUCGGACAGCGCUCGGGAUCUGCCCAGUGGCCGCAGGCGAGCCGGGUCGUAGAGGCCGUUUGCAUCCAGCUCUGCCGCCUCCAUCCGUCCUCCACCAGGUCCGCAGGUGCGAGGACUUCCCGGUGGGCGGCUGUCCUCAGGGACUACAUCCAAGUCUGAGAGCUGGUGCUGGGCAACCCGAGGCUGAUGGAGAAGACCACCCUCCAGCUGUUCGAGUUGAACCAGCGCACCCUGGCUCAAUGGCACAACAAACGCCAGAAGGGGCAGGAGCAGGCUGUCCUUCUCCAGGGGGUGCAGCCCCCUAGCGCCAGCGCAGUGGACCCGGAGCCUCAACCCCAGCCGCGCCCGCUGCUACGAGAGGCGCCGACGUACGCCCACCUGCAGUACGUCUUUUUGAGCCCUCCGAACGCCGUGGGUCUGGCGAAACAGAGGAACCACCCCGGGGCCGCUGUGCGGACCAUCGCCCCAGCCCUGGCACCCUUGGUCAUCCCUGUGCCGCAUGCCCCGGCACUCCCUUCCACCUCUUCGGCGGCGGCUGCUGCUGCUGCUCCUCCUCCUCCUCCUCGUCUUGUUCAAAGGACCACCAGCUGGCGCCACAAAAAGAGGGCAGAGGAGCAGGAGGAGGGUUCCAAGAGGAAGUAUGAGCGGAAGAGAGCAGAGAACAUGUGUGGUCUGUGCGGACAGCGAAAGCGGAAGGAGUUUGGGCUCAGCCGCUUUGGCAACACUUCCUUCUGCUCUGCUUCCUCGGGCAAAACUGUGGCACAGUGGCUGGCUGAAAUGCGUGCCGGGAAACUUUAAUCCCUUCUCCCUUUGUUUUGUUUUUGUUGUUUUUUUUACAAUUUUUAUUUUAUUAUCAUCUG